AUGGCCGCCAAAAAGCCAACUAACUGGUGGCUCUGGACCAAGAUGUUGAUGGGUGGUGCAGCAAUCUGCGUCGGCGGUCCCGCCUUCACCUACUGGCUCACCCCGACAGACGAGGAGCUCUUCCAGAAGUACAACCCGGAGCUGCAGAAGAGAAGUCUGGAGCGCAGGUUCGAGCGUCAGCAGGAGUUUGACGACUUUGUUGUUAAGCUGAAGGAGUACUCCAAGAGUGACAAGCCGAUCUGGACGGUUCAGGCCGAGGCCGAGGAAAAGGAGAGACAGCAGAGGGCGUCGGUGCAGAAGAGCCUGGCGUUGGCAGAGGAGGUGAAGGCUAGGAAAGAGGCUAUGAGGCGUGAGGCCGGUCUUCCGCUUGAGAAGUAA
Sordaria macrospora k-hell is the source of this 378-nucleotide messenger RNA. RefSeq lists its product as uncharacterized. Gene Ontology annotation, cellular component: mitochondrial membrane. The record is from RefSeq and is a predicted model, not a curated record. Lineage: Eukaryota; Fungi; Ascomycota; Sordariomycetes; Sordariales; Sordariaceae. Gene Ontology annotation, biological process: mitochondrial respiratory chain complex III assembly.